This is a messenger RNA of Tetrahymena thermophila SB210, 20751 nucleotides long. RefSeq lists its product as hypothetical. The record is from RefSeq and is a predicted model, not a curated record. NCBI's taxonomy places the organism in Eukaryota, Ciliophora, Oligohymenophorea, Hymenostomatida, Tetrahymenidae. The transcript is spliced from 35 exons.
AUGAUCAAAAGGUUGCUAUUACUCGUAAUAGCAUACAUAUAGCUUUAUAUCCUAAAGGCUGGUAUCAUCAAUCCAGAUAAAGCAGACUCUGUAGUAUUAGAAAGAACUAAUGAGGGAGCUAUUUCUUCAUACACAUUUUACAUGAAUUUGCAAAAUAGAUUACCUCCAUAGAAAGGAGUGAUUAAGAUUACAUUUCCUUCUUCAACCUUUACAGACCCUCUUGAAAAUACUUCAUUACAGCUCUCAGAUGCAGACUUUCCAUUUGUUACAACAAGCAACAAUUAGGUCACAAUCAUCUAAAAUGAUGUGUUUCUAACUCAAGAUGGAACUCUUACUAAAAAUUAUUUUACUGCAUCAUGGAAUAUGAUUGAAAGGUCUUUGAAAAUCACAGGAAUUUCUGAUAGUAUUAACGCAGGAUCUGUAUAGAUUACAAUAAAAUUUUUGAGGAAUCCUUCUAUUUCUGCUAACUAAGUAUCUGGAAACUUCAAAAUAGAAACAUUCAUCGAAACAACUCCGAUUGAUUAAAACUUAAGUUUUGGUAAAGUAACAUUUACCUCAAGAUAUAUCAAAAGUAAUCAAAUAUAAAUAUCUAACGAUGGUUCUAAUCUUGGAGGAUACAUAACCAACUAUAAAUUUACCAUAAGUACAGUUGUCGCUUUGCCUUCUUAGUCUUGGAUAAGAGUAAGGUUCCCUAAAUACCAUAGUUUUGAAAAUACUAUAUGCUAGAUAGUAGAGACUCAAGAAUUCUUAAACUGCUCAAAUAAUGGAGAUAAUGUUUUGAUAUUUUCUCCUAUUUCAUAAAGCCUUCCCCCAAGUUCUUAUAAUAUUUAAAUUAGAAAUAUAAGAAAUCCUACUUCAAGUGACUUUUAUUCUGACUUUAUAGUUGAAUUAUUAUUUCCAGGUACAUUUAAUGUGCUACAACUAUUUUAUAACUAAAUGUCUGGCAUAAAUAUUUAGCCUGGUUAAAUUCAAUCUACUUCUGUCUCUGGUAAUCCUUUAAAUAUGAAUUUAAGAAUAGACUAUACCAUAACAUUUACUCCUACAAAUACAAUUUAAAAUCCUGGUACAAUAGUUAUUACCUUCCCCACAUUACCUCCUACUAAAGAUGACUCACAAGUUAGAACCUUUGCUUUGGAUUCUUUUUGUAGAGUUAUUAGCGGACUUACUCCUACACCUGGAAACGAAAAUGUUUCCUGUGUAAGUUAGGGCUCAUAGCUGAUUAUUACAAACUUUCAGACAUUUUUUUCUCAACAAAUUUAAGUAAAAAUAUUUGCUGUCAAUCCAGGAAGACCAGCAAUAUACGGCCCUUUUGUGAUUGAAACUUUUACAACUCAAAAUGGUAAGAAAUAUAAAAUAGAUUAAAAUACUAAUGCUGGAAGCUUGGCAAUAUCUGAAGUCAAUAGUCUUAACUACGUUCAAAUUGAUUUUUUUAAGAAAAUGGUAAAUGGUACUUUUAGUUAGACUAUUCCUUUAGAUUUCAGGUUAUAUCCUUCUCCUGGAAACGAAUUACCAUUAACUACAGCCUCAUAGACUGGUCAAAUUUCUCUUUAAAUCCCACUUUUAUGGAGAAAUAAAGCAGCUAAUUUUAAUUAAAACUUUUAAUAAGGCUAAAAUUCAGCUGCUAAAUUUGGUAGUGAUCCUUCCCAGACUGUUCCAGUUAAUUAUAAUUUAAAUGUUUACAAAAUAUAUACUCCAAAAUCCUCAAAUUAUGCUAAAUUUCCUAAAGACAAUCAAUAUGGGCUAGGGCAAUGUGAUCUUCCUAUAUCAAUAGACAGUGUUAUACUUCCUCCUUUUGGAGGUAAAUACUUAUUUAGAGUACUUACAUUUAAAAAUGGUUAGCAUUAUGUUGAUCAACCUCUUGAAUAAGAUCUAUACGUUAUGGAUAUUGAAAUACCUCCUUUUACAUCUGCAAAUGUAUAAACAACAGGAUCUGAAAGUGGAGAUACUGAAAAUGUAAUUAUUGCUCAACUAACUACAGGUUUAAGUAUUCCUUAUGAAGGAGCCAUUAAUUUCAACAUGACUACGAAGACUAUUUACUCCGAAAACACUUCAAAGUGGGAUUUUAAGCUUGGAUAAAGUAUAGGUGUUGGUGUAGAAAGUAAAAAUGUACCAUGCUCCGUUUAUAUAGGUGGUAAUUUAUGUGGAUUCCCUGACUCUGAUCAUCCUGAUGUUCAUUGUUAUGUAUUUUAAGGUUCAGCAAUUUAAAAUGUUGUCCUUUAAGUUAGAGGCUUUUCAAGAGUAAUUAGCUCUGGCACAACUAUUGAAAUUUAUGUACCAAAUAUUAGGUUAUGUGAAGAUGUAACAAAAGUUUGCUAUGUUUAAAUAAACUCUUCAUAUACUGUUGAUAUUUUAGAUCCUUAUAUCCUUAACACUAUUUAUGUAAAAGUUGUUAACUCUGUUAAUGACCCUUCAGUAGUUUCUAAGACCCCAGUAAUUUAAGCAAAACCUGAUUUUGGAAAUUCUCUUCCAUAAUUUUAAGAAAUUUGCGUUUCUACUCUUUGGAAUUUAGGGUCUUCUUUUUAUGACACUCCUUUUUCAGCAGGAGACUCUAUAAUUAUCAUUUUCCCUAGUUAUAGAUACACCUACAGAAGAUUUGCAGUACAAUCCAUUACAUUUAAUUUUGGACCAGCUAGUGGAAGAAUUUAAUAUAUAGAUUACUAUCUAACAAAGGAGACUUACUAUUUAAUAACAUUAAAUAGUAAUGUACCCCUUGGUAAUAACUUAAUUUUGAAUAAUAUUAAAAAUGCUAAUGAUAUAAUCGAUUUUGGUGAUGGAAACAAAGUAUAAGGUGUUAUUUUAAAAGGUUAUUAUUGGUAGUCUAAAUAAAAAGCUAGAUUUUUAUAAUGGAAUAGAUCUGAUUAAUAUGUAGACGGAGGAAUCCUCAAUGCUUUGGUAGAAAUUUUGCCAAAUGAAGUACCUGGAAUACCAGUUAGAGCUUAAAGUAUAGAUAUGGAAUGGGAAUCAGAAGUGGUUUAUAAGCUGAGCUUUGUAAAUUGUAGAAUUAUUCCAGCAGGUGGUUAAAUAAUGAUUAAACUACCAAACAAUAGUCCAGGUUAUAAAAGUAUUUCAGAUACAUGCACAAUCUAUUAAGGAUUAACAGGAAUUUCAUAACUUACUCUUGAUAGCAGUAUUGUUUGUGCUAAAAAAUUAAUAGGUACUGACUUUUACCUAUAAAUAUCUCAAUUUAUGCAAGUACCAUAAGAAACAAUGAUAACUGUAAUAUAUAGAUCAACAUCUCCAGUUUUUUAAGGUCCUUCUUGGAAUCCUGGAAAUUAUUAUAUAACAUCUAAUUAGAAUGAUGCUCCAACUUAUACAAUGAUUAAUUUCUCAAGAGUUCUAAUACCUGGUUUGGUUGUUAAUGGGCCUAAUAUAUUCCCUACUUUGGCUAUGUGGUCUAGUUUUUACAUUGAAGAUAGACUUGCAAGAGAGGGAGAUAGGGGAUACUUCAAAAUGUAAUUUGAAUCUCCAUUGGCUUUUGCUAAGGGAAGCACAAUGACUAUUAACUUUGGUGGUGGUGUUUCUUAGCCUAUUUCAAUUGAGAAGGUCUAUGACGUAGACGAUUUAGUUAUGCAAGGUUACCUCUAUUGUACUAUUGAUGGGGAUAUUUGUGAAGAUUGUAUCAUCACUGGAAAUGUUGUCACUCUAUUACUUCCAAAAUCUUUGAAAUUAGAUGGCAUUAUUGCUAACAAAUAAUAUUUACUUUAAAUUGGAUAUAGAGGUAACGAUGACAGCUCUACAACAAGAGAUGGAUUUUUAAUCAAUUAGGCUGGAACUUAUAUCCUUUCCGUUGACAUAUCUGAUGGUUCAAAAUAGGUUAGUGCUUAAAAAGCAUACAGAAAUUUGCCUCCAUCUUUCCGUAAUUUUUGGGUUUAUAGUGUAAACAAGAUGAAUACUGACAUUACAGAUGUAAGAUGCUUUAAUGGUGGUACUAACAUAUGCGGAAUGAGCGUUUUUAUCUUCUACUUUAACCACUUUGGUAUUCCAAAAUCAUACAUUGCUGGUAGCCAAAGCACAAAAAUAAUUUUGGAAUUCUCUACUCAGAUUGAUACUAUUUUUUAGAAUGGUUUUGAUUCUGCUCUAGGAAAGGGAUUACCUCAAAGAACCGAAGUUCCUUGUGAAGGCAAAAAGAUAAGUAUUUUAUCUGGUUUUGAUAAGUUAAGCUGCUAGUUGUAUUUAGGAACAAAACCAAACCCAGCUUAAAUAAUAAUAACAAAUUUUGAUGAAAUAAUAAGCAAUUUAGACCCAAAAUUUACUGAUGACUAUGAAAUUCAUAUCCCAAACGUCUUUAAUCCUUCAGCUGUUAAAGAAGUUCUUUAAGUCAAUAUGAGAAUUGAAACCACAUUUUUUUCUAAUGGUAUAACUAGACCCAUUUAUGAAAACAGCUAUAUUUUAGUUAACAUGACAAACUAAAUUCUUUCAGUACCAUUUCACUAAAAGCCUGUUUUUGUUGACCUUACUUCAUCAUGCACUCCUACCUUCUCACAAACUAUAAUUGACACACCAAGUAAGCUCUAUGUUUGUUUCUAAACAGGGCCUCAUAAACUUUAACCAGGAGACCACAUUUUGUAUUAAUUCCCUUAAACUUGGAUUAUGCCAAGGAUAGAUCUCUGCUCAUUAUUUAGCUUUCCUUCUGCUGUAAAAUGCGAUAGUUAUGACUCAGCUAAAUAAAUUCUAAUACACAUCAAUGGACCAGUAAAUCCAGGCACUAUGAUAUCAGGAUAUAUUAAUAUGAAUACUCCUCCUUAUGCUGCAUUAAAUCCAACACCUUAACAAAUUUAAGGAUAUACCUAUUGGAGAUCACGUAUAAUUUCUUGGUUUCAACUUGGCAAUUUUGUUUAAACAUUAACUCCUCUAACUAUUCCAAAUCCACAAAUGUUGGUAACUGCUUCAUCAACAGUUUAAGGUGAAAUAUCUGAGUAUACGAUACGUUACGAUGUUUUGAGAGAUAUUCCAAAUGGAGGAUGUAUAUAAAUCAUCAUACCAUCAGAUUUCUAAGGUUUAAAUAAAGAAACCAUUUGUAGAAAUGCUAUUUUAUAAUCAUCCGAUUUUGAUCCUUAUGGUUAUUAAUUUAAAUGUGAUUAUAUUGCAGGUUCACCCAAUUAUCUUUUAGUUCAUUCUUUUGGACCUUUUAAACUUGAUUUCACUGACCCCAUAAAUGGAUUCUAGAAAAGAAAUGGAACAACAUUAGUAGUUAACUUUAGAGUUCAAAACCCUAUGGUUGCAAAGCCAAGUUAGUGGGAAAUUAAGCAAUGGUACUUAAAAGAAGUUCCUUUGAACUAUCUUGUAGCUACAGGAAAAACUGACUCUCCAUCUUUAUAGCCACCUGUUAAAAUUUAGUUGUGGGAAAAGUUAUUGUAAACUAGAAAUAAAUUAUAUACUGAAGACAUAGGUCCUUUGGAAUUUUUAAUAACAACUCCCUCAAGCCUUCCUGCUGGCUCUUUUAUUACUGUUUAAAUGCCACCUAGUUUUAAAAAAUAAACAGAUUCACAACUCUAUUGUUAUUUCGACCUUUCAGUUUACUACAAUAAUUAACUUCCAUCUAAAACAUGCAAAAUUGACACAAAUAAUUUAGUAACUAUCUAGACUCCAGAUUAAUUGUAUUUAGAUCCAUACUUGGCUGCAGCAGGAGGAUCUAUUCCAGCAAACACAAAAUUGAUGAUAGUUAUAACCACUUUAGAUAAUUAUUAUGGACAAAAUGGUAUUAUAAUGCCAACUUAGUCUGGGUUUUAUGAUUUUUAGAUAACAUUCCCAGGCUCAACUUAAGCAACUGCAACUAGAACAAUAUAUAUACCACAUAAAAAUUAUUUUACAAUAUUUGAACCUACAACUUUGAUAAACAAUCCUAAUGAAAAAACUGUGAUUGAGUUGAUCGUUUAACCAAAAGUUUCUGCUAGUACACUCAUUUUAUAUGUGCCUGUUGUAGAUUAAGAAGGAAAUGACUUAUUUGAUGAAGAUUUGGGACUAGAAAAAAUAAAAGGUCCUGGAAUUAAUAAUAUCAAUUGCUAGUAUCAUAUUUAUCCUAGUGGUCCUUCAACUAGCUUAAAUUGCUAAUUAAUUAGAGGUGUAAAAGCCACAAAAAUGCAUGCUUAGAUACAGAUAUCAGGUAUUUCUUUUAAUUCAGGGACAACAUACUCAAUUUAAAUUGAUGAAAUUACUAAUCCUAACAUUCUAACUGAUGACAGACAUGUUUACAUGAUUUUAGAAGGGUAUUAAUCAACAAAUUUGGUGACUUCAUAAAUUAAUUAUGAUUUUUCUUUCAAAUAUAUAUCUACCCCAGAAGUUAUUUCAUUCAACCCUGAUCCCACUGCAGUUCCUGGUUCUCAAAAAUAUCCAAAAGUUAUCAUGGGAGGUACAGGAGCAGGGCCUAAUGAGUCAAAUAUUAUUUAUGAAGUAACCUGGGAUACUAAAGAUUUAAUGAAAGGAGGAAACGAAUAUUAUGAUUACUUUAUCAUUGAAUUCCCUUAAUAUGCUUUCAACAAAUAGCCAAUAACUGUAAGUUGUACAUUAUCAUUUUGCAAGUUACUCAGAGGUUGGAACUGGGUUAUUUGGAAAUUUAACUCAAUUACUUCAAAAGGCUCUACUAUUACUAUGAAAAUAUAAGGACUCGAAAAUGUUAAAAUCUCAAGCAAAACUGUGCAUUUAAUUGGAUAUACUGUAAAAAAUAGAGUUUUAAUAAAUAAGCAAUAUUUUUAGCCUUUAGACCCUGUUACUCCUAUUACUCCUUCUGUAGGAGAUUUUACUAUUGAUGUUCCAGAUUAUCCUAAUAAAAAUAAGGUACCUAAAAACAAAAUGAUGAGAUACUUAUUUAAAAUAAAAUUACCAAUAUAACUGGAAAAAGAUAAAGGAUUGAUAGACAUAAAGAUACCCUCAGGUUUUACACCAGAGCCUUACUGCUAGGAUCAUUUAGCAUAUCCUUUUGUUUAUUCAUAUGAUUACAUAAGUUGCUCUUUAACUCCAUCAAUUAAUGGAUAUACUAUCAGUGGUUAUGAUAAUAUUCCUACAGGAACUAUUAUUUAAGUUGAAGCUUGGAUAACAAAUCCUAAUUCAUAAGUUACAACUCCCACAUUUAAUGUUGAUAUUUAUCAAGAUUCAUAAAGACAAUUAAUACUAACAUCAUUCAAUGCAAAUGGACCUUAGAUUUGGGAUUACACUCCUUUCAGUACAGCCAAAUAUUUAUCAGAGUAUAACACAUUCAUCAGUAAAGGAUCUUUUGGAGAUUUUAGAUUCAUUAUUUCUGGAGUUACAUUGACUGAAAAUGAUUACCUUACGUUAGUCUUCCCUAACAAUGAUGUUUCUGCUUUAGGAUAAACUAACCUAUAAUGUGGAUUUAAUAAUUUUGAAGCCUCAAUGUGUAUAGUUUAGUAAUAGUCCCCACUUACAAUUUAAAUAUUUGGGCCUGUAGAAAAUCCUUUAGCUGCAUCAACUAGCUAUACCAUUUUUGUAACUGUUUAAAAUGGAGCUUAAAUGGGGUUGUAAUAUACAAAAAGUGGAUUAACAUUCUUUAAAGUAUCUGCAAGCUCCUCUCCUAAUCCAAGUGACUUUACCACAACCUUCUUUACAAUUUAUCCAUAAGAGAAUUUCCCUAAUUUAGCACAACUGCAAAUAACUUAUGAGAAUGCAAAUAAAUUGGCAGAUUUAAUUAUUAACUUCUCCACUUCAGUGAAUGUUCCAGCUAACGGAAGGAUUGUCGUUUCUUUCCCAAUUUAUUCUGAAGAUCGUUCAAUACAAAUUUUUGAUAUGUACUUAGGUAAGACAGGGUUAACUCCUGGCUCUAUAAUUGAUUGCACAUUUAUUUAAUCAGUCUCUUCGUUGAAUGGAUGCACAAUUGAUUCAGAUUUUAAUAAGGUUUCAGUAUCAUUUAAAUUAACUAAUUCCCUUAAUGGAUAGGCUACUUUACUAAUAAAUGAUAUUCUUCUACCUUCAAGCAGCGGAGGGACAGGAUAAAUUCCUAUAGAACUCUAUACUUAAGAUAGUAUGGGAAAUAUUCUUGAAGCUUAGGUAUUUGAUGAAUUUUUAACACCAUUUUUAGUUUCUAAUGAUCCUACUCCUUAAACAGCAUCAAUAACUGUUAACUAAGAUUAAUACACUAUUUAAAAUAUAAAUAUUGGUAUUUCAGUAAACUCUUAUAGUCCUCUAAAUGACAGAAUAGUAGUAAAAUUCCCAAUUGGCUAUGAUUUGAGUAUGAUAUUAUUAAAAGUAGGGACAAAAAAUUAUGCUGCUUCUGAAUUUAUUGCAAUAGGAAAUGUUUUAAUAAUUAGAUUAGACUCUAGCUGGAACACUGACAUAAUAAAUAAUAUUGUAUUAUCGAAUGUCAAAAACCCUAAAAUUUAACCAGCAAGCCAAAUAAUCUAUACCUAUGUUGUUAUAGGAUAUGUUUAUACAAGUGUUUAUACCUCCACAAUUCCUUCAGUUUCAAUAAAAAAAUUCACAUCACCAUCAUUGAGUCUUCCAACUCACAGUUCAAACUAGCAUCCCAUCGGAAUAUAAAUUAUAGCUACUCCUACUGAAACAAUUUAUGGACCUAACACAGUUUAUUUUGUUUCUCUAAAGAACUCAUUAUCUGUUAGCUCUAUUAGAAAUGGCUUAAGCUUGCCCUGUGAAAGUAGUAGUGAGCCAGUAUAUUGUUAAAUAAACUCAAGUGCAUCUUAUGGAUAUAUUGAUUCAAAUCCUGUAAUCUACAUUUAUUAAGCUCCUGAUUCUACUCCUUCUAGUCCUUUAAGCAUAACUAUCUAUAAUAUUUAAGAAUAUAUCGGUAAAUCUUAAAUAACAGUUGAUUUUGGUGCUAUAGAUAUUAACACUAAUUAAGUAACAUAUCUCAAUAAUUUAAGUCCAAUCAAUAUUGGUACUUCUGCAAAGACAGUCAAAAAUGAUGUAGUUGUUUUAUCUACCACAGGAUCAAUUUAAGAUUAAACAACUAUUACAUUAACAUAAACUAAUCCUUUAUUCAUAGCUGGAACUAAAAUAGUUUUUAUGAGUGAUACUUUACCUAUGAAUUCUUUAUCUUAUACCCCAACUGCAUCAAUUAAAGGAUCAUCUUCAUCUUGUAAUAUUAAUAGUAAUGACUUUGUAGUUACUUGCACAUUAGCUUCAGAUAUAAGUAUACCUUUUGACUUAGAACUCAAAAACUAUCCUGUUCCAACAACUAGCAUAUUGUAAACCUAAAGAGCUUUCAAUUUGAUAGGCUAUGAAGGUGCAACUACAAAAAAUGUAUUCUAAUUUACCAACAUUUAAUUUUCUAAUUUUGCAGCUUCAUCAACUCUCUAAAGUGUUUCUUCUGUUCAAAUAUCAGAUCAAUAGAUAGAUAUCUAAUUUAAAACAUAAUAUAUUGUUCCUGCUUUAGGUUAAGUUGAAUUAGAGCUUGCUUCUACACCUGUAAAAACAGGAUUUUAUUAUUCUAUUCCACCUUCGACUCUUUCUCUUUUUAUCAAUCAGCCUACAAUAUCCUUAGCUGGCUCUAAAGUAAUUAUUAAAGAUUUUUAUUAAAUGAAGGCAGGAACAUAUAAAUUUAGUAUUUAUUUUGAAGAAUAACCAUUACCAUAAGUAAAUAAAAUUAAUACUAAGUGUAAUUAACAAUUGAUAGAGAGCUAAACUGUAAUUCAGUCUACUAGCAGCUAUUCUCCAAUUGGGGAUACAAUUGUUAUUAAUAAGUUGUUUAAAGCAGACAGUGAAGUUAUAGUAUUUGAUUUUACCACAACAAAUGUUGUAUAAUCUCCAGGCUUUAUUGCCAUCAAAUUCGACAUUAAUAUUUAAUCUCUUAUAUUUAACACUAUGGUAGUAAACUACAUAAAUUUCUUAAAUUUACCUUAAUUUACAGUAAAUGCUGACACUCUUUACAUCAAAAAUUUUAACACUAUUUCAGCUGGAUUAAUUUAAUUAAGGAUUUAUUUCAAAGGAGGAAGUACCCCAAGCAAAAUAAUUUCAAUAAUCAGUUUCGAUAAAACUUUUAAUAUAGUUGACAAAAUAACAUCCCUGUAAACAAUUUAAUCUAACACUUUCUUCAAUUAAAAUACUGUAUCUCCUUUAAGAUCUUUAAAUUAUAUUGAUUACCAUACAAUUGGUGGAGCCUAUUAGGCAAUAAAAUUUCGUAUAAAAUUGCAAUCAUCGUUUAAUCCUGCAGCAGAGCAAUUAUUUAUUACUUUCCCAUAAUAAAUGCAAACAAAUCUAAUAGCUUUGAUGAGCAGCUAAAUUAGAUUUAAGUGCAACAUUAAAAAGGCUUUCUAGAAAAAUUAAAACUAUCGUGCAAGAAGAUGCUAUUUACAGAAAUAUUCUGAUAUAUUUUUAAUAAUUUAAGACUUUAACUUUAACACAAAUGAUGUUUUUGAUAUUUCUAUAAUAAAAAUUGGAGAUACUAAAUAUUAAUGGCAGUUACCAUCAACAGCGAUGAUUUACUACUUUUUAAUUGAUAAAACAGAACUAAAAUCUAUAAGUUAAUCAACAAUCCCAACUAUUUAUUCUACUGAUUCAAUUUAAAUGGAGAUAUUUUCAUAAGUUGCUAAAAAUGCAUAUUUCCGUAACUUUGAUGGAACAGUUAGUGCUUCGACUCUUUAUAACAUUCAGUUUGCACUAAGCUCUGGAUAUGAUUUCAUUGACAUUGAAUUUCCUCUAUUAGUAGACUAGGGAACCUCACAAUUAACGAUUUUCAACCAAAAUCUUGGAGUGUCAACAAUAAAUAAUGGUUUUUCUUUCCCCUGUGAAGAUAAAGCAAAUAACCUUGGAACUAAUGUGAAAUAUCGCUUAUUUUAUGGCUAAAGUAUUUUGUAAAAUCCAUCAAAAAUAAGAAUCCUUUAAACUUCGUCAAGUACAGUGAAUAUCAAUAUAGCAACUUUAUUAAAUCCAUCAUUAUUAAAUUAAUAUGUCUAUUUAAGAGUAAAAACAGGAUACGUAGAUGGUAGGCUAGGAAAUGUACUUUACUUACCUUAUGCAGUUUUUACAUUAGCAAAUAACCCAGUUAAUUAAGUACUCCCAACUCCCACUUUUUCUCCAUCUUAGGCAUCUUCAGUUAUUACUAUUUCAAUUAACAGUUUACCUUUACUAAAGCAAAUGACUGUUAGCAGCCAAUCUUCUUUGAAAUUUGAAUUUGAAGAUUAUUAAUAUUCCCCUCUCAUGAAUGUUGCUAACACAUAAACAGACUUUUAAACUAAAAAAUCUGCAUUCUUUUCAUUUAAAACGAAUGCCUUUACACCUUAUUCUAUGAAUGUUAUGUAAAUUAAAACUCCUCCUAUAAUAGGCUCUUUUAGCUACAAAUAUAAAGUAAGUGAAAUUAGAAACAGAAAAGUUAGAUAAGUUUUUAGCUUAUCUUCAUCAGUGAAUUUGACUCCAGGAGGAAAGUUUAUUGACAAUGCUUCAAUUUCUGCUUCAAACCUUAAAAUUUAAUAUCCUAAUACACUUUAUUAAAUUAAAUAUGAUUUAUAAUAAGACUAAUUUAAAGGAAAUGUGAUUAAUUUAAAACUGCCAUUUUAGUAUACUGUUCUUUCGACUUCUACAUGCAAACUCUAGUAGUAUUCAAAUAAAGGAACAAUAUAAUCAACAUGCACAGCUGAUGUUCCUAAUAAUAGCUUUAUUAUCUAGCUAUAAUAAGACUUAAUUAGUGUAUAAACAUUUUAAAUACUAUUUUAUACAAUUAACCCAUCUACAGUUGGAAUGACUGGAUAGUUUACAAUCGAUUUAUAUACUGAUAUCACUAAAUCACAAAAAUAACACACAGAAAUAAUUAAUGGAGUAAAUAUUGUUAAUGAAGCAGAACUUUAAAUUAGGUUGCUUUAACCAUUUUCACCAAUUAAGUUUUGUUAGAAAGAUGAGACUUGUCCUUUGAGAUUCACUAUUUAAUUAGGGUCAAAUCUAGUGAAAUAGAGUGACUCAAUUGUAAUAAAUACAAAUAAUUAUAUCAACAAAAUGGUUUCUCUGUAAAAUAGUAUCAAAGAACUAGCUUGUUGGAUAAAUGAUUAUGCAUCUUACUUUUGCUACCAAGAUGUCUCAACAAAUUAAAUUAUUGUAUUAGCUCCAGCUAAUACAGAUGUUACAUCAGGAGUGGUGCUUCACAUUUUAAUUUAAUCAUGGAGAGAUCCUAAAUACUCUAAUACAAACAGAGAUUUUAUUUUACUACCUUCUUACAUUGACUUUUUAGAUAAUUCUUCUAUUUUUAAAGACGUAAUUGUUUACGAAUAACAUGGAACUAGUUAAACACCAAUUAAAAAGAAUUGGUAAUUUGUAAACAAGGCUUUUUAUUCAGAUAAUCCUGCAUACAUUUGCUCUUACACAACUACUACAGAUAAAGAAACAAUUCUAAAAGCUAGGUUUUAAUUCCCUCCUAGUAUAGGAAUAAAUAGUGCAUUAGUAACAGAACCUAACUGGGGACGUAUUGUCAUCUAUUUAGAAACAAGUAAUGAAAUAAAAGAAAGUUUAAUACCUUUCAAUUUAGAAAGUAGAUUUGUUAAAGACGGAUAGUAAAUUGAUUGUAUUUGUGACUCAUGUAGUUAUGGUAGUUUCCUUUGCUAUAUUUAGUAUGGUGGUAACGAUAUCACUUCACCAGUUUCAAUUACAAUAUAGCCUUAACAAAAUAUUAUUGGUUAGUCUGUAUUUUAAUUUUAUUUCCCAAAAAUUAAACUUCCACCUGUAGACAAAAGAUAUGUAAGAAUGGGUAUUAAAGCACUUUAGUAUGAUAGCAGCAAAAAAAGAUCAAUAACUGUAUUAGAAUACCUUAAUUAAUACAUUUUAUAUACAACUUUACCUCCUCCAUCAGUUGAUCCUAAAAUUAAUUUAUCAUAUCCAUCUGGCCAUAGAGUUGGUGAUCCUCUAACAGUAACAUGGCAAUAUAAUAUUCCUUAAUAGUAGUUAUAAAAAACAAGAGACAGAGUUAUAAUAACUACUACCACUCAAGACAUGAUUAUUGAGCAUCCCCACAAUCCUGGUGGUCCUUUAUUUACUACAUCGUCAGAAGGAAAAGUUUGGAUUUAUCCUCUGGUAAAAUGGCUUGAAAUUGAGUUAACUACGAAUUUGUCUGUUGGUACUAAAACAGUUACAACUUUCAACUUUAAAAAUAUGCCUUAUUAAAUUACAAAUGGCGUUGACUAUGAGCUUUACACUUAUGCAGAUGGUGAAACUAGAAACAUCUAAUAAUAUAACAAUAUACCUUACGCAGCCCCUCAUCCUUUAUAUGCAAAAGCUUUCUAGUUUACAGUUUUAUAUAUAUCUUAACCUAAUACUCUCACAUUCACUUUUAGACCUUAUAACAAAAUUCCUAUUGGAGGUUAUAUUUCAAUUUAUUGGGGUAAAAUAAAUCCUUCUAGUCCUACUGAAACCGAUUGGGUUUUCCUUAAUACUUACUGUAGGAUAAUAAGUGGAUUACAGGAUGCUUCAUGCAAUAUUAUUCCUUAGGAUAUGAGAAUAUAAAUUUAUGGAUUCACCCGUGAAUAUGAUCCAAGUAGAGAUGGAAUGAUUAAGUUUGACUUGCAAGUUUAAAAUAGUGGUUCAGCUGGUAACAGAUAAAACUUUUAGUUAACAAUUUAUUGGGAUUAAUCUGGAUUUAAUAAUAGAUAAUAACUACCUUCUACAUUACCUAAAGAUAGACAUAUUAUCGAUGAGGACUUAGCUUAUACUGAUUUAAAUAUUUUAUAUACAAUACUUCUUAAAUUAAAUUUAUUAGAAAGAUAUCAAGAGCCUAUUCCUGUUUGUGGUGGAAGUAGAGGGCCUAUUUAACUCAAAUUUUAAUUCAGAAAAGAUUAUAAAUAUCCAUUUGAUUUUAUAAGGAUAGAUUUUUUUAAAUAAAUCCUUCCUUUAGGCGUAGGAGAAGAGUUAAUCUGCUACUUUAUUGAUACAACUAAUCCAAAAUUGAAUUAUGUUAAAACCUUUAGAUGUGAUUUAAAUUCACUAGGAUAAAUAGAUGCCUUCGUACCAGAAGAAACUGAUCUUAAAUCUGACAGACCUUAUAUUCUUUACAUUACAGCUAGGUCUAGUUUAUUAAUUAAUUGGGGAGUUUAAAUUGGCUCUCCUUCUGGAAUUAAAUGGACAAGAAUUCAAACUAUGAAUGAAUAGACAGGCAUUUAUAAUGAAGUUGCUUGGAUUGAGGCUAAAAUUCCUCCUUGCACUUUUGACCCUAACAACUUCAGAGUUUACGCUAUGAGCCAUGAAUAUAAUACUCUUGAUUACUCUACUUAAGCUGCAGCAUAGUAAAAUGCUGAAGAUUAUUUGUAUAACUUCAUUAAUGUUACUCUAUCAGCUAAUAAUCCAAUUGAAUCAGGUUCAUUAUCAAAUAAUAAGAGAACUCGUAUAAUUUUUGAAUUCAUGACUCACAACGAGAUAUUUGCAAGCUGGGAUGAAGAUGUCACUGGCAACAAAUAUACUACAGCUUAGCCAGCUGGAUGUGGCGGUAUGUAUAAUGGCGUCAAUUAUUUCACACCAGCAGAUUCAGUAGCUGUUCAAUGUACUAUUCUUCCAGCUGCUGGUUAAUCUCUUACCACUCCAAGCAUUAUAAUAAUGGAAAAUCAUCCAAUCAUUGCCCCAAAUUCUAUUUUCAAUAUAGGACUUUCAAGAAUUAGAAAUCCAAAUUAACUAGUUGAUGGAACUGUUUUCACUUAAUAUGGAUAUAAAAAAUACAGUAAAAACAAGCCUUAUCAGACCUCUGCUCAUAUUAGAAUAACAAUUUAGCAAAAAUAAUCUGAUGGAACAUUUUAUCCAAUUAAUUAAUAAUGGAGAUAUUAUUUGAUACCAUAAUUUUUAGAACCUAUUCCUCCUACUCCAUUUGAUUCUUCUACAUUUUCAAUUCUUCAUAAUUCUGAUGUUGUUACUACUGGCAUAGGAAAUAUGACAGUUAAUAUUUAUCCAUUGAAUAUGGUUUUAAGUAGAUUAAGGAGUGCAGUUGUUGUAUAAUACUCCUAUCCAUAUGUACUUACUUAUAAGUAGUAAUGCUAUUAGCACAACUAUUAAAUACCUUAGAUCCCACAUGGAAGAGUAGGAUGCAUGCAAGUAUAGUAAUCUAGAUGGGUUGUCUUUUCAAACAACAUUUUUACUUACACAACUGACUAGCCAGGUUCUCCUAAUCCCAUCCCUGCAAUAAAUAGAUUUUAUGCUGUUGAUACUUCAUCUUCAAGGGUUAACCCACCAUUUACAUACGAUUAUGGAAAUCCAAAAUCUCGCUUAAGAGGCUGGGUUUAUAAUGACAAAAGAACAGUUAUAAUAAGAACUCCUGGUUUUAAGCAAACUUAUUAACAAAUUUGCAAUGUAGUUUUAGAAACUACAGCUCAUGAUAACCCUAAAAAUAGAGAAGUGAUUUACAGAGUCGGACUGUAUUUAACAACAUAAACAGAUGAAAUGAGAAAUAUUCGCUUGAUAGCUCCACCUGAGUUUUAGGAUAUCAGACAUUGCAGAGUUAAGCUAGGAGUUGUUCUAAUUGAUUUUAAUGAUAUUUAAAAUAAAGUAAAAUGCACUGUUACUAAAUUAGCUUAAUAUUGGACUAUUGAUAUUACUAACUUUAAAUAUAAAGCUUCUUAAGCUCUAGGUUUGAUUAUAUUAGAAUUUUUAAUCCACAAUCCGUAUGAUUCCGGAUGGACUAAUUAAUGGUAAUGUAGAACUUUUGCACAUAAUGACCUAGAGAUUCAUGAUUAUAAUUAAUAAGCUAAUGGAAGAACUUGGGUUGGAUAGCAUAUUCCGUACCCUAAUUUAUUUAGAGUAUAUCGUAACACAAUCAGUUUUGAAGACAGAAAAGCUGGUAUAAAUGACUAUGCAGAAUUUAAUAUGAGAAUAAUACCAAGAAAUAGCCAUCCAUAAACAGAUGAUUUACAAUCUACUUAAAUUCAAAUAUGGAUGCCAUUAACCUAUGAUAUCCCUAAUGGUGGAACUAAUCUUUGCUAGGUGGAUCAUAUUUAUCACUAAGAUGUAGAUGGACAGUAUUGUUAAGUUACAUCAGAUAGAAAGAUUUUUGUAAACACGAAUAGAUUCCAUGGUUUGGAUAAAACAUGUGGUUUAGUAACAUUUACUACAACAAACGCAAUUAACGAUAACAAUGGUAUCAAAAUGCCUCCUGCAGCAGGAAAUGAUUAAUUCUAAGUAUUUAUUACUUCAAAAGAUAAAGAUGGAAAAGUUACAUAAGAAUAUUCGAACUAAGAUGCUACCACAAAACCAGCUAUUUUAUCUUAAAUUUCUGAUAAAUUUGAAAUUACUACUUAAGAGCAUGAGUAGGGCUAGGAAGCUCGUAUAAUAGUUAAAUUUAUUUCUCCUAGGAAUAUUCCUGCUGGUUACGAUACAUCAGUAGGAAUAACAGAUCCUAAUUUAAAAAAUCCGAUAGGAUAUAUUGAUGUAUAAUUUAACACCCUUGAUUAUCUGGUUUCUUACUGGCCUGGCUGGAGUAAAAAUUUAGUUUAUUCAACUCCUUAAACUCCAUUUGCAUGUAAAUCUUACAAUGGAGUUGUUGCAAAGUAAAACGAAAAACUAAUUUGUUAAAUUAUACCUUCAUAAUCCAGUUCACCUAAUAUAUUUUAUCCUGCAACAGUGAGAAUUUCUAAUUUCUAAGCGAUAGCUGUAGGAACUCAAGUAGAAAUUCAUUUGCUAAAUAUUCCUGGACCAGGAGUAGUUAAUUAAGGAUUAAUGUAUGUGUUAGCUUUCUAAGUAAAUGGUGAUGGAACAAAAUUUGAUAUUAUUGGCUCUAGCUAAUAUAUCUUGAAUUCUGUAAGUGUAUUUUCUUAUGAUUCAUGGAAAACAACUAUGAUAGACGUGAAACCAAAUAUAGUUGGAGCCUAUUCUGAAUGGAUUUUCUAUUUCGAUAUGCUUUAUGACUUAUCAUCUUCUUUUAGAGGUUGCUUUGAUGGGAUUUUUAAUCCACUUUUAACUUUUGUUCCAGGAACUUACUUCGUUUUGAAGAUGCCCAAAGAUUUCUAACUUAAAGAUAAUGGAUCUAUUUCUGCAACACUUGGAGGGCUUCCAUUGCAAAUUUGGAUUUACGAAGAAACCAAUUAAAUAUUUAUGCUCAAUUAAAACACUGUACCUUGUGGUUACUUUGAUGUCACUCCUAAACUAAACCCCUUACGUAUUUCAUAAAUGAGAAACUCCGCUUACUAAUUUUUGAAUUCCUACUCUUUAAUAAUCAAAACAUAUUCACCUCAAAGAAAAUUUAUUCGUGAGUACUCGUUUGGGCCUAUCAAUAAUCCUAGUGUAGGUUAAUUUGUCCUUCUUGGAAUGACAGUUUCCAAGUUAUUUGCAGAUGAACGUUUUGUUACUUAUACUUAUUAAUUUACACCUUCAUAUGAUAUACCUAUCAAUUCUGUAAUUAAAAUUAAGCUUCCAAACCGCUCAGAUCUAUCUUACCCUAAUUUUGGUUCAGCUUCACCUCAAGAAGUAUGCUAAGUAAGUAACUCAUAGCUUUUAAGUUAAUCUUCAUGCUAAUCUUCUCUCAGUUCUUCUGGCUUUUCUAUCCAAGUAUUAAAGAAUAUUUCUGAAAACACAAAUUUAUCAAUAUAAAUAAUUGGUACAAGAAACCACCCAACAUACUCUCAAAUUACACAACCAACUGACUUUAUGAUAACAAUUAAUAAUCCUUAAGGACUUAAAAUUAAUGAAGGUUACUUCCCAUAAAUAACUUUCUUGAAAAAAAGAGAUCCUUCAUACUUAUAUCUAUCAAUGUUAGGAACUUCUUACUUCUAAAAUGUAGCAUCAGAUUAUACAUUUACCCUUUAAUCCACUUCUGAUUUGCCUUAAGGCGGGUUUAUUAAUUUAAAAUUCCCUUAAAAUUAUCUUGAAAAAGCUCUUCAACUCCCAUCUCUUCCUAAACCAACUUAAAUAACAGGAUCUUGGUCAAGUAAUUAGUUAAUAUAUUCUUCUAGUUGGUCAGGACCAGUUUCAAGCUUUUAUACACUAACUAUUACCCCAUAGUUCACAUGGCCAGCUAAAAACUCAAUUUCUAUUUAUUUCAAAUUCUUCUAGAAUCCUAUUACAACUAUUUAAACUGGGCUUUUCGCAGCUUAUACUGUUUAUGAUAGCAAAAACGUUGAUAUUACUGAUCCAAAUGAUGCUUCUCUUAAAUUUGUUUAUAAGCCUCAACCUGAUUUAAUGAAAAGUAGUUUUGAUUUUAAUCCUUAAAACGAAGGCUCUCUCUCAACUUAUUAAAUGAAAAUAACACCUUCUAAAAAUAUACCUAAUGAUUCUACUUUAUAAUUUAAAUUUGAUACAAAUUUAUAUCCUUCUAAUUUAUCUUCAGCAAGCUCUUAGGUUUCUUGUAGCAUUAAUGGGAUUGACACAACUUGCACUGUAUAGAAUGGAGUUAUAAGCAUUCCACUCAAGCAAUCUUACUCAGCAAAUACUAUUUUAGAUAUUAAACUCAAUAAUAUCAUGAACCCGCCAUAAGGAAAAACAAAUAUAGUUGGUUAAAUUGUUACAGGUGAUAGUGUGAUACAAUACAAAUCAGACAUUGGACCUGUUGAAUCCCAAAAAACUCCUAAUAAUUUAUAGCUUGUUAGAUUAGAAACAUCUUCAAACGCUUUAUAGGCUAGAGCUUAAUACACAUUUUGUAUUGAGACAUAUGAUUAAAUCUCACUAAAUGAUGCAGUUUUCAUUUACUUCCCUAACUAAUUCCCAUUCAAAAGUACUUAUAUUUGCUCUAUUACUGCUGAGCAUAACACAAAAGAGCUAAACUAUGCUUUAACUUCAACUUCACCAAAUUGUGCUACAUAAAAUAGCUAAAAAAGAAUUGCCAUUACUGGAUAAACAACAGCAAAAACUUCUUCUAACUUAGCAAGAUUAUGUUACAGAGUAGAUGGUAUUGAAAACCCUUCGAUACCUGGAUAAACUGAUAACUUUGUGAUAUAAAUUUAUGACCAAACUAAAUAAGUGAUAAAAAGCGAAACUUCUGGAUUAACUUCAACAUAGACUACACUUUCGUUUGUCAGAAAAGGAUUUUAAAUUAUUGUAGGAUCUAUUCCAGAUCUUCCAAAGGGUGUAGUAUCAAAUGACAUAUCAAUUGAGCUCGAAAUUUCAGUGAGCUAUAAAAUUACUGCAAUACCAUUCUUAAAAAACUUUGAAUUCAUACCUCCUGUAGUGUUAUUUGAUCCCACAAAAGGUUAAAGGCAAUAUUUUAAAAUAAAGCCUUUAAAUUAAGCAGUAGCAGGAUAGAAAUUAAUUAUUUGGACUAAAUAAGAGGACACAACUGAAAUUAAAUUCUCUGACAUCCCUGAUAGUUAAUUCAACUUAAUUGAUAAGCCCUAUCCCAAUUCUCUAAAAGCUAUUCUUUAAACAACUGUUUCCAGAACUGCUUUGCUUUCAACUUCUCUUCCUAUAGAAAUUAAGUUGAAUUAGCCUGCCAGUUAAGUGCUAAGUAUUAGUGUUUUCACUUAGGGUCAUUUGUAAGAUGAUCAAAUAGAUUUUGAUCCACCUAUAAUAGUAUUCUAACCAGGAGAAAUAUCCUAAAAAUUUCGCUAUACUACAAAAGAAAAGUCAGUAUCUGGUUACCUAAAACUUCAAUUAGAUAAGUAUUAUAGAAAUAUUUAUGUUAUGCCUUAUGAUACUAUUAGUAUUGAAAUUUUAGACAUUGAUAAAGCUACUCCUUAAGUUAUAAAUUAUUAUAUUGAAAGUAUGGAUAGAACUUAUAUGUAUUUACGUAUAUCAAGCGAUGAGAGUGUUACAGUUUAUAGUAUGCUCAGUUUGCUUGGUACAGACUACCCGACUUCCUCAGAACUGAAAAAUACUACUUUAAGAGAAUAUAAUUAGAGAAAGACAAAUGUGAUGGAAUUUUACAUGCAAAAUACUAGUUUUAUUGCUCCAGCAGCAAAAAAUUAUAUUUACUAUGAUUCAUAUCUUCACUUUACUGGUUUACAAGAAUAAACAGAAUAUGUUCUAUAUUUCUUUGUUGAAGAUCUCUCAAAUAAUUAAAGUCCAGUUCUUUAAUUCUAAUUUACUACUUUGAAGAAACAUAAUCCAGUAUCAUUCACUCUGAGAGUAAAUGAUAUUUUAGCUGAUGACAAACUCCUAAAUGCCUUUGGUCUGAUCACUUCACUUCCUCCAGAAAGAUUUUAGAUUUAAUAAAGACCAACUAAAUUUAAGAUUGAUGGUGUUAUUGAAAAACAAAUUCUUGAUCUAAUAGAAAAUGUUUCGAUAGAGUACAAAUUUAUUUUAUUAUAAAAUAGCACCUCUAAUGAAGUUCGCCCGAUAUAAAAAAUAUUUAUGUUGGAUAAUUAAUUUGAUUUAUUGUAAAACGAAUUAAGCUCAGGUAGUAAAAAGUAAAUUCUUGAUCCGAAUUUCAGUAUUAUUAAGCAUACAUAUGAAAUGAUUGUAAUCCCAUAAGAAUUUAAAUAUACUCCUGUAAUUCUAAAUAUUACCUAAGAUUCUGCUUAAUUCAUGGUAUCUUUGAAAUAUAAAGGAAUAGGAUAUGCUAUUGUGUAAUUGACUAGUGUAAAACCACCCUUGUCUCAAUAAAUUAAAUAUGGUUUAAAUUCAACAAAUUAUAAACUUUAAAAUUCAUACUUUUACUCAUAUAAAUUCGAAUUCAAAGAAAACAUUCCUGAAGAAUAAUAAAAUAUCACUCAUAUAUUUUAAUUUACUGAAUUAAUGGAUAACUCGUAAUACACAGCUUACUUUGUUGGUGAAAAUAAUUAAUUAGUAAAUCCAGAUCUAAUGGAUUCUUCUAAAAUUAUUAAAAUAGAAUUUAAAACUAAAAGAGAGGAAAUAUCCAUACCAAAAUGGUUUAGAGCAAAUUACAUUUAUUCAUAAUUGUUAACUCCAAAACAGGUACUUACAGCAAUUAUUUCGAUCAUAUUCUUUUUGGUAAUAUGA